Molecule: messenger RNA, 883 nt
Organism: Teleopsis dalmanni
Lineage: Eukaryota; Metazoa; Arthropoda; Insecta; Diptera; Diopsidae
Exons: 2
Coding region: 300-854 (184 amino acids)
Source: RefSeq, a predicted model, not a curated record
ACUACACUUUGUCAUAUCAUUUGAAUUUUCCCGCACAUUCAAAAGAUGUAUCUUCAGUAAAAAGAUUUUAUUGCGUACCAUUCUUUGAAAAGAUAUAGCUAUUGAACAUAGACGUAAAAAUUUAUUAAUUGGGUUCACUGGGAAACUUCAGAUUCGAGUAAUCAAAUUCCAAUCUGUGCUCAUUCGAAUCGGACGCGUUGCGGACUUUAACACUUUUGAAGUUUUCGUUUAGUGCAAAAUAGGAAUAUAUUCAAAAAUUGCUUGAAUUAUCUACAGCAAUAACUUUUACGUGUGGAAUUAUGGAUUUACAAACAGAUGAUGAGUCUUUACCAUCAGCCCGUAAUGUGUAUAUCUAUGAUUCAAUGAAUCUUGACACAUUGAUGAUGGGAGAAGAUUUUCAAGCUUUUAAUAACUUUAUUGGAUUAAUUGAUCCGGAAGAUAACAAUUCAGAUGACAUGAAUGGUUUUGCUGAUGUUGACACAUCUACUAAUACGAAUGAUUCUGAUGCUGUUGGUGGGUAUGACCUCAUCAGAGGUGCCAAUAAUUUUCAGGGCGUUUACAAUGUUGCCGAGAGUUCUACUAGUCUUCAGAGUUCUUAUGGCAGUAACUUGUCCAUGUCAUCUUUAUUUGAUUUAUAUUCAGAAAUGUCGGAAAACUUGCCUUAUCGUCGCCCUGGUGAUAAAAAUAAUAUUUUUUUAUCAAUAUUCAACUGGACAAGUUUAUUUGUACGCAUUGGAUUUUUGUCACUGGCAUUGUUUUGGGGAUAUAACAAAAUUAAACAAAGAACUUUAACUUCUAAGUGGAUCAAUAUAUUUGGGAUUCCCAGUGCUUGCAAAAAGCUAAUGUUUUCAUAAGUAACAUCAUUUUUUAUAACAAAAUCAAG